UGCUGCCACUGCUGAACUGCUGAUGCUAGUAGCUCUCUCUGCCAGUGAUGUCUCCAUUCUGGUGGAUACAUGGUACACUUCCCCACAUCACAGUGAUGGUGGAUGAUGUAACACCAGCCACACUCACAGAAGAGGGACCAGCAGAUGGAGCUGAAAAUGAAACUGAGAUGUUGUAGGUAGUGACUGGAACACCAGAUGCAGGGAUCCAUGAUAAAGAUAUGAUGGUAGCAUCUGGUCUAACAGCAGGCAAAAAG
Molecule: messenger RNA, 254 nt
Organism: Geodia barretti
Lineage: Eukaryota; Metazoa; Porifera; Demospongiae; Tetractinellida; Geodiidae
Source: the annotation of a GenBank genome assembly